This is a messenger RNA of Striga asiatica, 618 nucleotides long. The record is from the annotation of a GenBank genome assembly. NCBI's taxonomy places the organism in Eukaryota, Viridiplantae, Streptophyta, Magnoliopsida, Lamiales, Orobanchaceae.
AUGGGAAAUGUGACGUCUAGCGUGGCCGCAAAGUUCGCAUUUUUCCCGCCGGACCCGCCGACGUACGAGGUGUACGAGGAAGAUGGGCAGCUCGUUAUGAGUGGGUUGACGGCGGACAAGAACGUGGACGUUCAUUUGGUGGAGACGAAAGGUGGGCAUAAAGUGGCGGCCACGUUCUGGAAACACCCAUCGGCGAGGUUCACCUUGCUUUACUCACACGGCAACGCCGCCGAUUUGGGGCAGAUGCAAGAGCUCUUUAUUGAGCUCCGGGCACAUCUACGUGUCAACAUUAUGAGCUAUGACUAUUCUGGAUAUGGAGCAUCAACUGGGAAGCCAUCUGAAUUGAACACAUACCACGACAUUGAGGCAGUCUAUAACUGUAUGAAGAGCAAAUACGGGAUCAGGCAAGAAGAUGUGAUUUUGUACGGACAAUCUGUUGGAAGUGGGCCCACAUUACAUCUGGCUUCUCGUUUUCCAAGGCUAAGAGCAAUAGUUCUUCAUAGCGCGAUACUUUCAGGCAUAAGAGUAUUGUAUAACGUUAAAAUGACGUUCUGGUUUGACAUCUUCAAGAACAUUGACAAAAUAAGGAAUGUUUGCUGCCCAGUUUUAGUCAUACAU